Messenger RNA from Branchiostoma floridae (Florida lancelet), 1038 nucleotides. Its product is annotated as collagen alpha-1(I) chain-like. NCBI's taxonomy places the organism in Eukaryota, Metazoa, Chordata, Leptocardii, Amphioxiformes, Branchiostomatidae. The record is from RefSeq and is a predicted model, not a curated record. The transcript has a single exon. Gene Ontology annotation, cellular component: basement membrane. The coding region runs from base 1 to 1038 and encodes 345 amino acids.
AUGCAAUCAUACAAUCACCUUCCAGGGCUUCCAGGGCCACCCGGACCUCCGGGAAAGACUGGACCUCCGGGAUCUGGAUUUAUAGGGCCUCCUGGUCCACCCGGACCUUCGGGGGAGAAGGGGGCCCUUGGGCAAGCUGUUAAUGGGUCUACUGGGCCUCCUGGACUACCUGGACUUCCGGGAAAGGAUGGACUAAGGGGGCCAAUUGGUCCUGGGGGGAAGGAUGGUCAGCCUGGGCCUGCAGGGCCACACGGACCCCUUGGAGAGAAGGGAGCCACAGGGUCUCCCGGUCCCACAGGGAAGGUUGGGGCACCGGGUCCUGUUGGACUUACGGGGAAGAGGGGACCAAUAGGACCUGUUGGCCCUGUGGGGAUCGCGGGUAGGCCUGGGUCUGUGGGGCCUCCUGGAGCCCCAGGAAUGAAGGGCCCAAUAGGGCCAGCUGGCCCCGUGGGAAAGGCUGGAUCACCUGGGCUCACUGGGUCUGCCGGUCUUCCUGGGUCACCUGGAUCUCCAGGAAGAAAGGGACCUGUAGGGCAAAUUGGUCCUAUGGGAAAGGCUGGUAAGCCUGGGUCUGUUGGGCCUCCUGGGGCAUCAGGAAAAGAGGGCUUAGAAGGGCCAGAAGGCCAAAUGGGAAUGACCGGACCACCUGGACCCCCUGGACUACCUGGAUCUCUAGGACGAAAGGGACCUGUAGGGCCCAUUGGGCCCCAUGGUGUACCAGGAAAGAGGGGACCCAAGGGGGGAGCUGGCCCUCGGGGAAUGGCAGGGCGUCCCGGGUACCCUGGGUCUGCCGGUCCACCUGGGGCGCCUGGAGCUAAAGGCGAGAAGGGACUAAGAGGGCCAAUUGGCCCCAUGGGAAGAACUGGUAAGCCUGGGUCAGUAAGAGGAGGAAAGAGAAACACAGGCCCGACUAAACAGACUGGGAUACAAGGACGCAAAUGGGUAAAGGGAAGCAAGAAACCAAAUGUCAUGAUCCCACACAAUGCUCCGUCAUUUCACAUUGGCCAAGAUGGAAAGGCGAAAUGGGUUCUUCAAUAA